AUGGCUCGACCCUUCAUCUUGUGGCUUCACGGUUUGGGAGACUCUGGACCCGCCAACGAAAACAUCAAGACAGUUUUCAAGUCCCCGGAGCUGAGUGACGCUAAGUGGCUCUUCCCUUCUGCUCCAUACAAUCCCGUUACCUGCAACCAGGGUCGGGUGAUGCCUUCUUGGUUUGAUGUCCCUGAGCUUCCUUUUAGAGCGGGAUCUCGAAUUGAUGAAACCAGCAUUCUUGAAGCUGUUAAGAAGGUCCAUGCGAUUAUAGACCAGGAGAUUGCUAGAGGAACGAGACCAGAAAAUGUGUUUAUCUGUGGAAUAAGCCAAGGAGGUGCUUUAACAUUGGCUAGUGUUCUUCUUUAUCCAAAAACACUUGGAGGAGGAGCUGUCCUUAGCGGUUGGGUUCCAUUGUUGGAUAAGCUUGAAUAA
Raphanus sativus (radish) is the source of this 423-nucleotide messenger RNA. Its product is annotated as carboxylesterase SOBER1. Gene Ontology annotation, molecular function: carboxylic ester hydrolase activity; palmitoyl-(protein) hydrolase activity. Gene Ontology annotation, biological process: protein depalmitoylation. The record is from RefSeq and is a predicted model, not a curated record. Gene Ontology annotation, cellular component: cytoplasm. The transcript has 4 exons. The coding region runs from base 1 to 423 and encodes 140 amino acids. Lineage: Eukaryota; Viridiplantae; Streptophyta; Magnoliopsida; Brassicales; Brassicaceae.